UUUCACGACAUAUUAAAACCAUCCCAUCUUAAAAAAGAUACCCUCAAGUUCGAUCAACCAGCAAACUCUCAUUCUCAUACCAUCUUAACGACGUCACACUAUUCAUCACAAAUCACCUAAAUUGCUUCGCAGAAUCAUCAUCCAAUUCACAAAAUGAGUCUGUACGGAUUAGUUCAUAAAUUUGUAAUCUGUCGAAAAUGCUUCCUAGAUGUGGAAGCACAUGAAAAGCGCUUCCUCGACGAACAUACGGCAUUCCAGCUCUUGCUGCGCCAUGAUAAAUCAUCGAGAAUACAAAAAAUACAAAUAAAGAUCAUUGAGACAAGCAAUUUCCUUCAUAGUUUAAGACUUCUCCCCACGUCAAGCCAACAAAUUUGUAAGUAAACAAAUUCCUUUUUUAGCGAGUAAUAACUUCCCACUCCUGAGUUUUCUUAAGCAUCAGGAAUGGAUAUGAACACCCUAAUGUUGAUGUUUACCCCCAAUACAUGAAAGUUUUAAUGGAUUGUACAAAAGAACAUCCUACAAUAACCUAGACUACCUGGGGAGUUUGUAGGGUAUAUCGUAAAAAACAAACUUAUCGAGACGUCUAACUAACAUUCUCUUAGCUCCUAAUGUCUCUCCAUGCGCUGUCAUCGGGGAGUGGGAAGGAAAAAAUGAGAGAUGCGCUCAGUGGCUUCGAUCAAUAGAAGUCCAACCAAAAGCACCAUUGGAAUUUGAAGCAGCCGAACAACUCGAAGCACAGGAAUUUUCGGAAGAAGCACGGCAAGCUGUGAUGGAAUAUAGGUCCGAGGUUGCUGCUGCGCUCCCAGAACCGAAAAUAAAAGCAUUGGAAUUUCCAAAUAGCGUCCAGAGGUCACACAAAGCCGCCAAAAAGGAUAUGCAGCUGGGACCUGAAAAGGCUUUCGAAGAAGUACUUUCGGGAUCAAGUAAAUCAGCAGAGAAAAACGCCAAUUUUUCAAACCGCACUUCGCAAAAUGACAAGUUUAGCAAGGCGAAAGAAACUUCAUGUACCUCUUAUACGAAAAUUUUCUCCAGGGGAAAGAAGUUAGACGAGUGUUCGAAAAAUACUCCGGAGAAUCGUCAGGCCCCUAAGGAAGAAAUAAAGCAGGGAGUUGGAAAGACUUCCGCCGAAGUACUUACGGAACCAAAGAAUCGAACAGGAUAGGCUAAGACUACUCGAAACAUAUAGUAAAAGUAUUUUUGAAGGAUUUUCAAGUUUCUUAGCACCAGCGAACCAGCGUGACCAGCGACUCAUUGAAAGCGGAGAACAUUUCGAAGAACUUCCAAAUUCUCCAAGGAAAAGACAGACACCCAUCAUCUCUACUUCGGACAAAUCCGAAUUAACCAGCGAUCGACUUUUACAAACGCGUUUAGAAUAAGUUCUC
Messenger RNA from Sclerotinia trifoliorum, 1382 nucleotides. Lineage: Eukaryota; Fungi; Ascomycota; Leotiomycetes; Helotiales; Sclerotiniaceae. The record is from the annotation of a GenBank genome assembly.